This is a messenger RNA of Selaginella moellendorffii, 2892 nucleotides long. RefSeq names its product pentatricopeptide repeat-containing protein At2g22070-like. The transcript has a single exon. The coding region runs from base 1 to 2892 and encodes 963 amino acids. The record is from RefSeq and is a predicted model, not a curated record. NCBI's taxonomy places the organism in Eukaryota, Viridiplantae, Streptophyta, Lycopodiopsida, Selaginellales, Selaginellaceae. Gene Ontology annotation, biological process: RNA modification. Gene Ontology annotation, molecular function: RNA binding; protein binding.
AUGAAGUUUCCAGUGCCACCACCGGGCAAAGAAUUGCAGAAUCAAAAGGCUUCUUUUGCUGCACUAUUGAGGCAUUGCACCGCAUUGACCAAGGGCAACCAUGUCCAGCAGCAGAUUCGGCAAUCCAAGCUCGAAGGAGAUACUCUGCUUGGAAACCUUCUGGUGGAAAUGUAUGGGAAGCUUGGUUCCUUGCAACAAGCAGAGGAGGCUUUCAGCAUGAUCAAGCUGAGGAAUGUUUUCUCUUGGACCAUCUUUCUCGCAGCAUUUGCUCAGAACGGGCAUUUGGAUCACGCAGCAGUCAUCUUGGAGAAAAUGCCGCAGAGGAACUCGGUCUCGUGGAAUUCUGUAAUCUCCUCGUGCGCUCGGUGGGGUGACUGCAAGAGGGCAUUGUUUUUCUACCGGAGAAUGGAUCAAGCGGGCGAGAGGCCGAGUGAGAUGACGCUCUUGGCCGUGGCGGAGGCUUGCAGCAGCGGUGGUGCCAAAAUGCUAGAGCAGGGAAUGUCCGCCCAGCACAGAAUCGUCGAGAGUGGCUUCAUGGCGGACAACCAAAUGGUUGGCAAUUCGCUUGUGAGCAUGUAUGGCAAGUGCGGAAGCAUCGAACACGCAACCUACGUGUUUGAGAACUUGCUCCUCGAGAGAGACAUGGUCUCGUGGAACUCCAUGCUUGGAGCGUGCGCUCUAAACGGAUGCUUGAACGACGCCGAGGAUUUCUUCGACAAGAUGCCGGGCCGCAGCAUUGUUUCUUGGAACUCGAUGAUGACUGCGUUUGCUCGUAAUAGACGAGCCAAGGAUGCCGUGCUCCUCUUCCAGGAGAUGGAGGCUAUGGCGGACGUAGCUCCAAACGAGGCAAGUUUUGUGAUAGUUUUGGAUGCCUGUGCCACUCACUCGUUGCUUCCACAGGGAAGGCAAAUCCACGAGAGCGCACGAAGGAGGGACUUAGAGAGCGAUACAGUCGUGGGGACGCUCCUCGUUAACAUGUAUGGGAAGUGUGGAAGUUUGCUCGAGGCCGAGGCAGUGUUUGCGUUGCUCCGCGAGCCAUGUCUCGUUUCCUGGAAUGCCAUGAUCUCGGCUUGCAAGGUCGUCGUCCAGUACGAGUACUUUGGAACUCGGCGAGGCUAUAACACUCUGAGAGCUCUAAAACUCUUGCGAAAAAUGGAUCUGGAAGGGUGUCAAGCAGACGAGAUUACGAUCUUGAGUGUUGCCGAUGCUUGCCAUGACUUUGCUACUGCAAAGCUAGUUUUUUCAAGCAUCGAAGCUCGCCAUCUCUUUGCUGGUAGUGUUUUCGUCAACACGACGUUUAUCAAUGCGUUUGCGAGGUGUGGAGCCUUGAAAGAGGCAAAAAAAGUUUUCGACAUGAUGCAGGAGCGAAGCGUGGUGUCCUGGAACUCGAUGCUGUCAGCUCUCGUCCAGCACGGGGCCUCGUCACGAGCUCUGGAGCUGUUCCAAGAGAUGGAUCUUGAUGGAGUCCAAGUAACAGCCGUGACCAUCGUCACAAUUCUCGAGAUUUUUCCGGAUGACCAACAACAAUCUUUACGUAGACUCGGCGAAGAGAUCCACGCAGCCGUGAUGAGCACCGACUUAGAGCUGGAUCCUCUCGUUUCUUCCGCGCUCAUCAGCAUGCAUGGCAAGUCCAGAGAUCUGGAAGCAGCAACAAAGGUCUACAACCAGAUCAAAAACCAUCCCGGCUCGAUGGCGUCGCGGACAGCAAUGCUCACUGCGCUCUCCCAGAAUGGUUAUCUAGAACAAGCGAGACAAAUCUUCUUGGAGGCAAUACCUUUCGAAAGAAGUACCAGUGCUUGGAACGCCAUGAUCUCUGCCUAUGCACAGAACAACGAGGACGAAAGCGCAGUGGCAACUUUCCUGGCUAUGGUGGUCGAAGGUGUGACUCCAGACAAUGUAACUUUCACGUCCUUGCUCGGCUCGUGCUCGGCGCUUCCGCUAGAUCUCGUAAAGCUCCUCCACGCCACCAUGGAAGACGAUGAUCCAGCAUUUGAGCUCGACGAUUUCGCCACUAGCGCCCUGGUGAAGAGUUACGGCAAGUGUGGCGACUUUGCGAGCGCCUCCACGGUUUUCCACGAUCGGCUUUCAGCGGAGGAUCCGGCGUCUUGGAACGUUGUCAUGGCGGCGUUCUCUCAAAACGGGGCUCCCGGCGAAUCGAUCGGCUACUUGAGAAGGAUGCUGCUAGCUGGCGUGAGGCCGAAUCUCAUCACUUUCGCCACCGCCCUGGAUGCGUGCUCAAGCCUCGCGCAAGCGACGCUGGCGUCGCUCCUCCACUCGAUGAUUGUCGAGUCUAGGCUGGAAAGCAGCGAGCUCGUGAGCAACGCGCUCGUCAACCUCUAUGGAAAGUGUGGGAUCUCUCGCAGCGCUCUGGAUGUUUUCCGCGCCAUCCCUCGCCAGCAGCAAACCGUGGUGUCGUGGACGUCUAUCAUUACGGCGGUGAGCGAGAGCGGCGGCGAUCCGGCACAGGCGCUCGAGUUCUUCCGCGCGAUGAAUCUCGAGGGAGUGGCUCCCGACCAGGUGACGUUCGUGUCGAUCCUCUCGGCUCUGGGACACGCGGGGGGAUUCGAGGCGUGCCAUGGCUGUUUCUGGAGCAUGCAAGCGGAGUUUGGAGUGGAACCCAUAGCCGAGCACUACGCUUGCAUCGUAAACUUGCUGGGACGAGCGGGAGAGUUGCGUAGAGCCGAGGAGCUGAUUGGGAGCAUGCCUUACGAGCCGGGGUACCUGAUAUGGAUGACGCUGCUUGGAGCGAGCGGGAUCCACUCCUGCUCCAGCUUUGGCGCGCGAGCGGCGAGCAAUGUGUUGACGGUUGACGUCACCCAAGCUGCUGCAGUUCCAUAUGUUCUCCUGUCAAAUCUUUAUGCAGCGGAGAUGGCUGGACUCCAAUCUGUGUAA